AUGGCUAUUGGCAUCUGUUCAGUAUUGGGCGUUAUACUGGCGUUUUCAGGAUUGGCUGUAUUCUUGGUUUCCCUGAUAGCUUUGCUCCCUGUCAACAUUUACAAUGCAAUUCGGUCUUGUUUGGUAUUGAAACAUGCAAUUGCUAUCUCUGAUCAUGAUGCAAUGCCUGUCGUAUUCUUGUCAGGCACUAUUGUAGUUGCCCUGGUGAGUCUGGGUUUGUUCAUGGUCAUGACACAUAAGAGCAAAGGCAAAACGGAACGACACGAGUCUACUUAUGGUAGCACAGCAGACAGCGGUGCUAACAACAACAAAAACUCCAACACCAAGCCUAGUGUACUUGCAAAGCACAAGCAUCGUGUUGUCAAUAUUUACUCUAUCAGCUAUGUUGCCAUUGAUGCAAUCUGGGUGGCUGCAGGUAUCUUACUGCUCCAUUCCAUGUCAAAGAGUAAUAAUUCAAACCAAGUGGAUGAAGGACAUAUUGCUGAAUCUAUUAAAAGAGCUAUUGGAUCACAAAUAUAUAUCACUGGAGUAACUCUGAUCGUGAUUGCUUCUUCAGUGGGCGCAAUGGCUGUCUCCUCUGUAUUCUUUUACCUGGGCAAAAAUAAGUCUGGAUCAUCAAAGCCGUAUUACAAUAUUGUUUAG
Messenger RNA from Mucor velutinosus, 642 nucleotides. RefSeq lists its product as uncharacterized. Lineage: Eukaryota; Fungi; Mucoromycota; Mucoromycetes; Mucorales; Mucoraceae. The record is from RefSeq and is a predicted model, not a curated record. The transcript is spliced from 2 exons. The coding region runs from base 1 to 642 and encodes 213 amino acids.